Drosophila serrata is the source of this 6215-nucleotide messenger RNA. It is a transcript of the gene peb, whose product is annotated as zinc finger protein pebbled. Lineage: Eukaryota; Metazoa; Arthropoda; Insecta; Diptera; Drosophilidae. The record is from RefSeq and is a predicted model, not a curated record. Gene Ontology annotation, biological process: regulation of transcription by RNA polymerase II. Gene Ontology annotation, cellular component: nucleus. Gene Ontology annotation, molecular function: RNA polymerase II cis-regulatory region sequence-specific DNA binding; DNA-binding transcription activator activity, RNA polymerase II-specific.
CAAUGUGCAUUUCAAACACAGACGAGUGAAGUUUUAAAUUAUUUGGCAAUCGUUUUUUGUUAUGUUCUAUUAACUCUUUUUUAUUUGCUAAAACAAGUGACAAUGGCACACUCCAAACACCAUCAAAAACUGCUCUCGCUAACCUCGCUCUUUCGCUUGCUCUCAUUUCCCCAUGUCUCUCACAAGAAUAGCAACGCAAGGAAGGAACUGGGAACAAUGCUCGCGACACAGCAACAACAACAACCACAGCCCGGCAACAGCAGCAGCAGCAGCAGCAGCAGCAACAACAGCAAUAACAUAGCCGCCGCCACUCACACAAAGAUGAACAGCAACACCAACACAGACAUUGUUGUGGAGAUGGAGCGGAAGCGAAGAGAGUCGACAACAUCAGAAUCCUCUCUCGAGCAUCUCGACCUCGGUCGUACGCCAAAGAAGCUCAGCGGCAGCGCCGGUGCCGCUCAGUCGACAUCGACGCCACACGAGGUGGCAGCGACGUCGCGCAAGCGUAAGCUGCGUCAGCUGCAGCAGCAGCACCACCUUCAGCAAAGUCGAUCGGAUCUUCUCACUGAUGAGGACGAGGAUGAGGAUGAAGCACGUCCCCUGAAUCGGCACAAGCAGCGACGCGGUGCCGCCGGUCAGGGAUCCUCCUCCUCCGCCUCCGCCUCCAUUGUGGUGGACUACUCUGCCGGCGAUGCCAGUUCGCUGCGCAAAAAGUUCCGUCUCAAUCGCUCGGCAGCGAGUCUCUCGGAAUCGGGAUUCGUGGACGCCAGCAGCACUGCCCACAGUGGCUAUCUGGGGAACAAUAGCAGCAGCGCCAGCACAAGUCUGGCAGUGCCCACUGUUCCCGCAUCUGCCGUCGGUGGAGCAGCGGCCUCAGCGUCGAGUAGCAGCACCAGCUCCAGCAGUAAUAGCAGCAGCAUUGGCGGCGGUUCCGGUGGCUCCUCACCGCAGGGUCUGUGCCUCUCCAGCGGCGAGUCGGGCAUCGGUGCGGGUGAUGAGCAUAUGAAAUACCUGUGCCCCAUCUGCGAGGUGGUCUCUGCCACGCCGCACGAGUUCACCAAUCACAUUCGAUGCCACAACUAUGCUAAUGGAGACACGGAGAACUUCACCUGCCGCAUCUGCUCCAAGGUGUUAUCUUCUGCCUCAUCUCUGGACAGGCACGUGCUAGUGCAUACGGGCGAGCGGCCGUUCAACUGUCGCUACUGCCACCUGACCUUCACCACCAACGGCAAUAUGCAUCGUCAUAUGCGCACUCACAAGCAGCACCAGACGGUGCAGUCCCAGUCCCAAUCCCAGUCUCAAGCCCAGCUGCAGCGCCGUCAACAGCAGCAGCAACAGCAACAGCAGCAGCAGCAGACACAUCCCGCCCAGCAGCAGCAACAGCAGCAGACGCUGGCCAGCAGCUCCUUGCCCGUACGGGCGGAGAGCUAUGAAAGCGAUGCCAGCUGCUCCACGGAUGUGUCCAGCGGUAAUAGUCGCAGUCGCAGCAGUAGCUCCCUUCACAACAACAACAACAACUCCCACAAGGCAACCAACAACAACAGGAACAGCAAGCAUGAGCUGGAUGAGUUGGAGGAGCAAGAGCUGGAGGAUAACAAGCAGCAACUGCAACGUCGUCUAAAAACAACCAUCAACAACAAUGUCAUCGAUGCGGAGAAUCAUGCGGAGGAGGAUCUGCACGGCGAGGAGGAGGACGCAGAUGAUGUGGCCAUGCUCACAAGCACACCCGAUGUGGCCACAUUGCUGGCAGGAGCCAGUGCCUCUGGUGCUGCCUCCCGUUCACCCUCACCCUCGCCACCCGGCUCACCUGGCCUGCUCCUGAGUUGUCCCGCCUGCGGAGCCUCUGAUUUCGAAACCCUGCCUGCUCUGUGCGCCCAUCUGGAUGCCCGGCAUUCCGAUAUACCGGCCAAGUGUCGGGAUUGUGAGGUGAUCUUUGCAAGCCACCGCCAGUUGCAGGCACACUGCUGCAGGGGAUCCUCUUUGGGAGUGGGACUGCCGCCUAUGCUGGGCGCCAGCAGUUCGCCGCUGCAUGCCGAUGAGGAUGCCGAAGAUGAGGAGGAGGCGGAUCACGAAGAUGAUGAGGAAAUGGAGCAAAAGCGUGAUGAUUUCUUCCACAAGCUGUACCUCAAGGGAACAUCGGGUGCAGCGGGUGGCAACGGUGUUGGCGGCAUUAUCUCUCACCCGCCGUCCCCAAUUAAGCACGAGCCGGCGGAUAGCAAGGAUCUGGCCGAUAUACAGAGUAUCCUGAACAUGACCAGCUCCAGCUGCACCAGCAGCUUUCUGCGCAACUUUGAGCAGUCGGUGAACACGCCCAGCUCCAGCCAAUACAGUUUGGAUGGGCGUGAUCAGGAGGAGGAGGCCCAGGAUGCCUUCACCUCGGAAUUCCGCCGGAUGAAGCUGCGCGGUGAGUUCCCCUGCAAGCUUUGCACUGCUGUUUUUCCGAAUCUACGGGCUCUCAAGGGUCACAACCGGGUUCACCUUGGUUCGGUUGGACCUGCGGGACCCUUCCGUUGCAACAUGUGUCCUUACGCCGUCUGCGAUAAGGCGGCUCUGGUGCGCCACAUGCGAACUCACAAUGGUGACCGUCCGUACGAGUGUGCCGUCUGCAACUAUGCCUUCACCACCAAGGCCAACUGUGAGCGCCAUUUGAGGAAUCGGCAUGGCAAGACCAGCCGCGAGGAGGUUAAGCGUGCCAUCGUCUACCAUCCGGCCGAGGACGCCGGCUGUGAGGACAGCAAGUCGCGUCUGGGUGAGGAUCUGGCUGAUAUGAGCUUCCGCUCUAUAAGUCCAACGCCGCCACCACCACCGCCACCAAUUGCUGAGAGCAGCAGCUCCCAGCUGAAGCACAUGCUCUUGGGCGAGCAGCAGCAUCAUAAUCAUCAUCAUCCCGUGGCACCAGCUCAGCCGCCGUUAAAGAUUCAGGUAAAGAGCCUGGACCAACUGGUGGACAAGAAACCGACGACAGUUCAACAGCCGGAGAAGAGCUCCUCUGCCUUGGACUUUAGCAUGGAUGUGUUGGAUCUCAGCAAGAAGCCAACGGGUGCAGCAACUACACCCACACCUACCCCUACGCCCUCACUCACGCCAGCACCCCUCGGUGCGCCUGCAGUGGUCACUCCGACUGCCGACCUGGCCGCCGCUUUGGAGCAACAGCAAUUGCUCCUGGCACAGCAGCAACUCUUUGGCGGUGCCGGUGACGCCUCCCAGUACAUGCAGCAGUUGUUCCGCAGCCUUAUGUUCCAGUCCCAGACGCCGGGCUUCUCCUUCUUCCCAUUCAUGGCGCCACCGCCGCCGGAGGUGAAUCAAGAGAAGCCGCCACUGGUGAGUCCUCCAUCCCGGAUGAACCCAUUGCCCGUGGGCGUUGGUGUGCCAGUGCCGCCCGGCGGACCCGUCAAAAUGGUCAUCAAGAACGGUGUGCUGAUGCCCAAGCAGAAGCAGCGUCGCUAUCGCACCGAACGUCCCUUCGCCUGCGAGCACUGCUCCGCCCGGUUCACGCUGCGUUCCAAUAUGGAGCGACAUGUGAAGCAACAGCAUCCACAGUUCUAUGCCCAGCGACAGCGCAGUGGUCACCAUGUGAUGAGGGGCAGAGGAGCGUCGAAUGCCGCCGCUGCUGCUGCUGCCGCUGCCGCUGCAGCGGUUGCCAUGGGUCCAGCUGGAGGAUCAUCCCAUCAUCAUGGUCACACCCACACUCACGGCCACAAUCACAGUCACAACCAUGGCCAUGGACAUGGUCAUGCUCCCAUCUCCGAGCAGGUGAAAUAUGCCAUUUUGGCGCAGCAGCUGAAGGCGCACAAGAACACCGAUCUUCUGCAGCAGGCCUUGGCCCAUGGCUCUAGCAGUGUGGCGGGCAAUCCCCUCCUGCACUUUGGCUAUCCACUGGGCCCUGCGCCUGGUGCUUCGCUUGUGAGCAGUCAGGGAAACGGGCAGACGCCCAUGACCAUUGACGAUGAUGAGCCCAAACUGAUCAUCGAUGAGGAUGAGAACGAGCAUGACCAUGAAGGGGAGCCGGAAGAUGUGGAUGACUACGAGGACGAGGAAGAUGAGGAGGAGGACGAGCCCGAAGAUGAGCCGGAGGUGAUUCUAGACGAACCGCAAGACGUAGCUGUCGUGGAAAAGGAGGAAGCGCCGGAGGAGGAGGAAGAGGAUGAGCUACCCAAGCCCCUGGAGCAGCUUAGCACAAUGUCCAACUCCAACCCCAGUCAAAACGAGGCUGCCCAGAAGAUGGCAGAGACCAUCCUGGAGCAGGCCAUCAAGGCUGGCAAGCAGCCAGCUGCGACUUCGACUCCGCCGUCCGAUGCGGCUUCUUCGGUUCAGGAGGAGAAUCCUCCAACAGCUGUAACUCCACCUGCUGCCAUGCAGGAACCCAGCAGUAAUCCCAGCAGCCUGAAGACCAUGAUUGCACAGGCCGAAUCCGUUGGCAAGUCGUUGAAGGAGGUGGCCAGUUCACCGUUUAAGGACGAUUCACAGGACUUGGUGCCGGUGGCCAAGCUGGUGGACAAUGCCACCAGCCAGAAUAUGAGUUUCAACAGCUACUUCCGGCCCAGCGAUGUGGCCAAUCACAUGGAGCAGAGCGACGAGGAGGGCCUGGUGGCCUCUGGCAGUGCCAGCGAGAGCAACAACAGCGGCACAGAGGAUGUCACCAGCUCCAGUUCGAGCAGCGAGCCAAAGAAGAAGUCCGCCUACAGUCUGGCCCCGAAUCGCGUCUCCUGUCCAUACUGUCAGCGCAUGUUCCCGUGGAGCAGCUCCUUGCGCCGCCACAUCCUCACCCACACCGGUCAGAAGCCCUUCAAGUGCUCCCACUGCCCGCUGCUCUUCACCACCAAGAGCAACUGCGAUCGGCAUCUGUUGCGCAAGCAUGGUAAUGUCGAGUCCGCCAUGUCGGUCUAUGUGCCCACCGAGGAUGUUAGUGAGCCGAUACCAGUGCCCAAGUCCGUGGAGGAGAUCGAACUGGAGGAGCAGCGUCGUCGCCAGGAAGCGGAGCGCGAAAGAGAGCGUGAACUGGAGCGCGAACGGGAGCUAGAGCGCGAACGUGAACUGGAACGGGAACGUGAACUGGAGAAGGAGAAGGAGCGAGAACGACAGCAGCUCAUCCAUAAGCUGGCCGCCCAGAUGAGUGCCGCUGCAGCAGCUGCUGCGGCCGCUGCCGCUGUCUCAUGUGCCUCGCCGGGUAAUGGAUCCUCGGCCGGAGCUGGAGUUGGAGCCGGAGGUGAUCUUUCGGCCGGCGGUGAUCUGCCCUACAAGUGCCACUUGUGCGAGGGCUCCUUUGCCGAGCGCCUGCAAUGCCUGGAGCACAUCAAGCAGACGCAUGCCCAUGAGUUUGCCCUGCUUCUGGCCAAGGGAGCCAUUGAGAAUGAGUCGCUGCACUCCACCGACUCAUCAAACACCCAGCAGCAGCAGUCACAGCACCAACACUCGGACGAUGAGGCCACCAAUGGCCUGGGCCGUGGCAAAUAUCCGGAUUAUAGCAACCGUAAGGUCAUCUGCGCCUUCUGUGUGCGCCGGUUCUGGUCCACCGAGGAUCUACGGCGCCACAUGCGCACCCAUUCCGGCGAGAGGCCCUUCCAGUGCGACUUCUGCCUGCGCAAGUUCACCCUCAAGCACAGCAUGCUGCGCCACAUGAAGAAGCACAGUGGACGGGCCCACAAUGGCUCCGAUUGUUCCGACGAUGAGCAGGCAUUGAGCAGUCCGCCUGGUACACCAGCUCCCUCUCCAAUGCCGCUUCCCUCCAGCGCCAAUAACAACAACAGCUGCCAGAAUAAUAACAACAAUAAUAAUAAUAAUAAUAGCAAUAAUAAUAAUAACAAUAACAACAAUAAGCUCGGCAUGAAGCUACCCAAGCUGCACGAGCUACUGGACAAGGCGAACGAGUGGCGAGCGAGUCGGCUGGGCGAGCACAAGGAGAACCUGGGCGAGGCAACCCCAUCGGGAGCAGCGGCAGCCGGUUCGGAUCUGAUUGGAAACCUUUUGGGGAUCAGCGAUCAAGGCAUACUCAACAAGCUGCUGUCCUCCGCCGAUGAGGCGGCCAAGCUUCUGGGCGUGGACAACAAGUGAGGAGUGAGAAGGAGUCAGUAUCUAGAGCCAUAUAUUCCGGGGAAGGACGAGACGGAAGACGCAGACGAAGCAGUUUUUACCGCCUUACUUAUGUAUACCAAAGCUUAAAUAGUUUUCAGUAAUUUGUAGUCUUAAAAAACAAAAAGAAACAAAGUUUUAACAUU